UUAGUGCGUUAUCACUCUGUUAUUAUAUUGUACGUGUACUACUUGAUUGAUAUACCAAUGGCGUUAUCGUUAGCCCGAGGGCGUGGAGUCGGCGGAGGUGGGCGGGGCGGGGCGGCACGUGGCGCAGCUGGCCGCGCUCGACCACGAGCUCAGCAAGAUCAGUCUGCAUUACAAGCACACGCCCAAGGACGUAUUCAUCGAUCACAACGCGGAACAACACGACAUGCUCGCAGCCAAUGACGACAGUCAAGCCAACACAUACGAAGAGUUGUCGGCGGAGUGGGAGGGCGGCGCGGAGGGGGGGCAGUACCGCGUGUCCCGCUGCGCGCCCUGCCGCGGGUACACGCUGUGCAGGCUGCUGCCCGCGCACGCGAAAGAGAAAUUGGACCUGUCCAACGCCGGGGCGUACGAGGAGGGCUCGGGCGGGGAGUGCGCGGAGGUGGGCGAGGCGGGCGAGGCGGGCGAGGUGGGCGAGGCGGGGGAGGCGGGCGAGGCGGGGCUGGACAGCGGGUCGUGCAACUCGGCGUGCUCGGAGGCGGGCGACACGUACGUGAUCACGGACGCGCGCGCGCCCGCCUACCUGGUGACGCGCGCGCUGCAGCCGCGCGCCGCCACCAUCAUAGACCCCACCAGGACGCAGGUGAGAAAUAGAUUACUCUUAACGUUAGAAGUCAUACAUUUAUCCUAGUGCA
Molecule: messenger RNA, 692 nt
Organism: Diatraea saccharalis (sugarcane borer)
Lineage: Eukaryota; Metazoa; Arthropoda; Insecta; Lepidoptera; Crambidae
Source: the annotation of a GenBank genome assembly